Messenger RNA from Enhydra lutris kenyoni (northern sea otter), 1794 nucleotides. RefSeq names its product solute carrier family 7 member 6 opposite strand. The transcript is spliced from 5 exons. The coding region runs from base 12 to 941 and encodes 309 amino acids. Gene Ontology annotation, biological process: developmental process. The record is from RefSeq and is a predicted model, not a curated record. Lineage: Eukaryota; Metazoa; Chordata; Mammalia; Carnivora; Mustelidae.
CGACAGCCGCUAUGGAGGCCGGCAGGACUGCAGUACUUCGCGUGAAGCGGAAGCGCAGCGCAGAGCCUGCUGAAGCCCUAGUCAUCUCUUGUAAACGUCUCCGGAGCGGCGCCGUUGAGUCGGAGACCCAAAAGACACCCCCCGGGGAUCUGGAGAGGGAGCCCGAGAAUAAUGUCUUCCAAUUGGUGGCCACCGUGCGCUCCCAGGAGGAGCCAGUCCAGGCGCUCGUUCGAGCCGCACUGCGCCCUUCCCGGGGCAGCCAGCAGCGUAUCCGCCGCGACCUCCGCGCUUCGGCUCAGGAGGUGCGGCAGGAGGGCCGCUACAGGGUGAUCUCUAGCCGCCGAUCCUCCGGGAUUCCCUCGGGUGGCCUAGAGUCCGAAGACGCACCGGGAAACGCAGAAGCCUCGGAGGACGCAGGUUUCCAGCUGGUCGACCUGGUCCACGAGGAAGGAGACCCCGAGGCGGUCGCAACCUCAGGCUCUCCCAAAACAUCUGACCCAGAUGUGAUCCUCUGCAAUUCCGUACAGUUGAUCCGUGAACGGUUGACUCUGUCUGAGGAUGGACCAAGAAUCGGGCACCAGGAGGAACAGAAAGAUGACUAUGUGUAUGAUAUUUACUACUUGGAGAUGGCCACUCCAGGAUGGAUUGAGAACAUCCUCUCUGUGCAGCCCUAUUGCCAGGAGUGGGAGCUGGUGAAUGAUGACCAGGAACCAGAAGAUAUUUAUGAAGAUGACGAUGAUGAGAACAGUGAGAAUAACUGGCGCAAUGAGUAUCCAGAGGAGGAGAACACGGACGGAGAGGAAUCCAGAGGCUCAGAUGAUUAUGACAGCCUCAGUGAAGAGGAAAGAGGCAACAGCAGACCACAGAUGUGGAGCAAAUACCCUUUGGAUGUGCAGAAGGAGUUUGGCUAUGACAGCCCCCAUGACCUGGAUUCAGACUGAUGUUCCUGUGAUACCUGUGAAGUUCAGUCAUGUGCCCUGAGGUCUCUGCCUGCAGCUUCAGCCACCCUGGUAACAUCCCUGGGUUUUGUAGCUUAACACAAAAGGAAAAAGCAUGUCCAGCAGCGCCAUCCUGUCAGUGGAAACUUGAGCUAAAGGAAUUUGUCUUUUUUAAUAACAGUAGGGCCCCUUUACCUCAAUCAAAAAUGAGCUCUACAGUCUAGGGGGAAUAAAUGCCAUAAAAGUGAAGCUUCCUGGCCUGGGGAUUUUCCCGUUCUCCUCCUAAAUAUGCUAAAGCCAAUAAGUGAAAGAGAAACUCCUGUUUCCUCAGCACUAAGCUUUAGCUUUCCCAUACCACCAGGCCACUGCCUCUACUAAAAGCCGGUUCUUUUGAUAGAAUCCAGAAGGGCUACAUUGGGUCCCUAAUAGCAGCACCAACAGGAUAGCGGUGGCUGUUAGAGAGGGAAGUAGACUCUGCCUGAGCUCUGAGAAGUUUUAAGUUAUUAGCUGUCUCCACCGCCCUGCUUCCUGACUCAGAUAAUGGUUGUAGAGACUGCUGUCUUCCUUUGGCAAUGGUGCCAGGGAGAACAGGAUGUAUGAAUAUGAUACUCUGUGUUUAGUAAAAAUUAAAGGGAGCAAGAAAAUUCCUUGAAAACCUUUUUUUUUUUUUCCUUUUUUAAAGAUUUAUUUAUCUGAGAGAGAACACAAGCUGGAGGAAGGGGCACAGGGAGAGAUGGAUCCUCAAGAGACCCUCCCAACGUCGGGGGUGGGGAGAGGGAGGAUGCAGAGGAGUGAUUCCGGGACCUCGAAACUAUGACCUGAGCUGAAAUCAGCUCAGUUGGCCACCUACCCCACU